Messenger RNA from Bactrocera neohumeralis, 3820 nucleotides. RefSeq lists its product as uncharacterized. Lineage: Eukaryota; Metazoa; Arthropoda; Insecta; Diptera; Tephritidae. The annotation marks the transcript as partial. The transcript has 3 exons. The record is from RefSeq and is a predicted model, not a curated record.
UUGAAUUUAUGGAAAAAAAAUCCUGAUAUCUUAAGAGGAUUUACGAAACGUAAUAAGCCGACGAUAGAUUCGUUAUGGCAGGCAUUAACUGAAUCCCUUAAUGCUGCAGGUCCUCCACACAAAGACGUAAAGGGGUGGAAAAAGGUUAUGACUGAGUGGAAAAGCGGAAUCAAAAGAAAAUUAGCUCACAACAAAAUUGAGAGUCGAGCAACAGGAGGUGGUCCAUUUUCAAAAUAUCAGCUCACUCCAAACGAAGAAACCAUUGUGCGUCUUUGUGGCAUUUCGCAAACUAUAGAAGGCAUAUUAGGCGUUUCUCUUGGCACCCAACCCGUUAAUGAGAAUUUAAAUAUACCAAUUGCAGGGGUGAAUGUAGAUUUGUCUUCCUCAUCGCCAGAGGAACAAAAUAUAAACUUGAGUUAUAAUGCAUCCAAUAGACAAAUAGAUGCCGACGAUAUACCCUCCACGUCACAAAGGCAACACGAAAUAAAUGCUAGUGUACCUAGAAGGCAAAAAUUAGAAAGUACAGCAGAUCGCUUAAAAAGAUUUUUGGAUGAGGAAGAUAAAAAAAUGGAGAUAUAUUGAAAAUUUUUGAUCAAAUAACAGAACUGCAAUCUAAAAAUGCUAGCAGCUUGAGGCGUAUAUACCAAGCAAUAGAGAGUAAUAAUAAAACUGUUGGAAGAGCUAUUACUGAAUUGAAAGAUGAGUUUGUAAGUAUAAGUACUCAAUUGCUUAAAGCUAUUGUGGAAAAAAAUGAGAUUAAAAAAGAACAACUAAAUCUCGAAGUUCUCAAGUUUGAACACAAAAGACAAUAUAACGAAAAAAAAGAUUACUUAUUAAGUAUAUUAUUUAAUGAAAGAUCCUGGUUGUGAAAUAUACUUAAAGUACCUGAAUUUAUAAGGCUGAUUUUAGUUUAGUCAUUAAGACUGUUAUUUUUAAAAUUAAGAAAUAAAUCCAUUGAGUUACAAAGUAUUUGCUAUUUCGUCUCUUAUUCUUCGGCCUUCGCUCUGCAUUGAACCAUUAUCAGAGUGGAAAAAAUUGUCAUCGUCAGUCUCAUUUGCAAGAAUUACUACUUCCUGAGUUAAACUGUGGAUCUCUAUAAGGUGUUAACAAAAAUGGUUCAAUUCCGUAGCCGCAAUCGCCCAGCAACCUCAAUGAACGCUGCCCACUCAUACUGUGUACGGAAAUAUUGUUUAGCGUGAGUCAUACCCCAGAUGAAUGCAUCAUGACUUGAACCGGGAUACCGCGCAUCAACUGCACGUAUUUGCAUAUCGUUGUCACAAAUCUUUUGAAAAAAUAAAUACAUAUACAUGUACAAGUAGGUUUACAAAUAUGUUUGAAUAUUAAUUUAUUGUUUAUACUUACUUUCAUCGCAUUUAUGCUAAAAUAUCCCUUUCUGUUAAAAUAUAAAUGCUCAUUAUCAGGUGGUUUUAUUAUUUUUAUAUGUGUUCCAUCUAUACAACCGACUAUUCCGGGUAUUUUGAACUUUCCAAAAAAGUGAUUUCUUGAAAUCAAUUUUUCGCUUUCAUCCAUAGAAAGUUUUACCCACUGACCGCAAAUGUAAUUCUCUAAGACGCACAUCACUUUUGUUAAAAUCUGCGACACCGUGCUUCUUGCCAAACUGAUACAAGAAUCACGGCCUACUCCCCGUUGGUAAGCCCGUUCUGCUAAAAAACGCAGUGUUGCUGCCAAUUGAAUUAUCGGUGGAAUAGUGGGCUGCAAAUGUGGUUCUAUUAUAUUUAACACCAUAAUAAAUGCGUCUUUAUUCAGCCGAUAAUGUGAUAUGAAUCUAUAAAGUAAGCGCGUAAAGUAACACACAAGUAAAUACAAGAUAAAUUCUACUUACGAUUCUCCUGGAGCAUCAAGUGGGUUACUAAGAUCCCUUAAUAUUUUACGUUUAAUUCUUUCAUUUCUUUCUUCCUCUAAUAAAAGGAAAGCUAAUAUUGCCGAACUCAUUUCAAAUUUUAUUCAAAUUGCAUUCACAAUAUUUGUCACAUAAGUAAACAGCUGAUUCGAAUAUUGGUUUUGCAUAUGUUCGAAAAGACGAAAAUCCAAUCAGAUUCUGUGACACCAUUUUAAAUCAGAAUUGGUUUGCAAUUCUGACAGCUAAGCAAUUCUGUUUUGGAUUUCACAACACCCCUGAAAAAGUUGCAUUGGAAUCAGGAAGUACUAAGGCAACUUUUCCGCACUAUUAGAAAUUCCGAAUCGAAAAAAGUUCGGAAUCGACCCACCCUAACGAAGAGGUCGCACUAAUAUCGGUCGGCGUUCUUUUUGCCAUCAACGCAUGGCAGCCCAAGACACAUGAACGACUACUCCCAGGUGCGAUGACAUACAUGUGGAAUUAUGGAACGCGGUCAAUCAGCAAGCGAUCGUCACGAUGUCACAGCACGACUUUUCAAACAACAGCAGCGAUGUUUGAUGGACUUUGGGGAUGUUCGAGCAAGCAAAUAACUGCGGCAAUAUUGCAACCCUGAUGUUUUUUUGCAGAUACUCAGCUGAUACUUAAUCAAAUAUUUUGCAAAUAUUUUGCGCGGCGUGCAGGUAGAAGUGGAAUUUAAUAAGUCUCAAAAAUGAAUUUUUUAAUAAAUUUAACAGUGGAUAACAUGGUGGAAUGCGAGUGCAGUUUGCUUCUUAAAUAUAAAAAAGCAAGAAAACAAAGCUUUUUACGUAAAAAAAAGUGGCUUAUGACCGAAAUUUUAAAGAAGAGGGCGAUAGUAAAAUCGCAAAACUUCUUUAAAACAAUUCAAAUUUAUCCUCCGGAUAUAUAUUUAUCGCAUUUUCGGAUGUCUCGUGAAACAUUUGCUGUAAGUUUUCUGAUUUAAGUAAUCGCCUAAAUAAACACAUACAUAAAUACUUCGUAGGAAUUAAAGAGCGGCUUGGAACCUUUUUGGUUAUCGUCACGCGGGGAAUAUUCAAUGGAUCAGGCUUUGCAUAUUACCUUGUGGAAGCUGAGUAAUAGUAGAGUUACUUAUCGUGAACUAUCAGAUAAGUUUGAUGUUUCAAAAGGGACUGCCCACAAAAUUUUUCUUAAAACGAUUAAUGCAAUUUGCAAGUUAAAAAAUGAAAUAUGUUGGCCAUCAAUUUCCCAGCAGCAAACAGUAAUGGAGCGUUUCCAAGCGAGCCGGCCGAAUGCAUUUCCUUUCGUAGUUGGCUGUUUGGAUGGGACACAUUUUAAAAUAAACACACCGAAGAAGGAUGCAAUUAGCUACUAUGACCGAAAGGGGAACUAUUCCAUUAUUAUGCAGGGCAUAUGCGACAGCACAUUUCGUUUCUUGGAUGUUUUCAUCGGAUACCCAGGGAGCUGCCAUGACGCCAACGUAUGGAAAAAUAGUCCGAUAUACAAAGGAAUUACGUCUGGAGAGAUACAACUUGCAAAAGAUGCUAUAAUUUUAGCUGACUCAGCUUAUCCUCUUACGAAAUAUUUGAUCGCGCCUUAUAGAGAUAAUGGACAUCUGUUGAGAGAGGAGAAACAAUUUAAUUAUUAUUUAAGUUCAACUCGAGUAUUCAUAGAACAAGCUUUUGGGAUUUUGAGGGGAAAGUUCAAAAUUUUAAAUCAUAUUGAUAUUCAAAAUAUGGAAGAUGUAUCAAAAGUAGUAUUAGCUUGUGUAAUUCUGCAUAAUUUAAUAAUGCGGAACAAUUUUAAUGAUCCUGAAGUCAAUUAUCUAUUGGAAAAUUUGGAAACACAUAAUGAAAACGAUGCUGAAACGCCUGACAACAUAAAUGAUACUAACGAAGGUAUUAUCAGAAGAAAUAAUUUAAAAAUGUUGUUUGUUUCUUAAAUUAUAUAUUUUUUAAUAAAAAUGUUAGUAAAUAAAUACAUGUA